Ordospora pajunii is the source of this 984-nucleotide messenger RNA. RefSeq lists its product as uncharacterized. The transcript has a single exon. The annotation marks the transcript as partial. NCBI's taxonomy places the organism in Eukaryota, Fungi, Microsporidia, Ordosporidae. The record is from RefSeq and is a predicted model, not a curated record.
UUUAAUAGUAGUGAUUAUGCAAAGUUGGAAAAAAAUAAAGCAGAUAUGCAAAAAAUGAUGGAUAUACUAAAAAUACUUGAUAAGUUGGUAAUCAACGAAUUGGCAGAUAGUAAUGCAUUGAAUAUGAACAACACUGAUGACCCUCAUGAUGCCUGGACAAAUGAAUCGUCUGGAGUGGUUGAAAAAUGGGAGGAUAUCAUAUGCAUAAUUGAAACAAUAAACAGAAUGAUUCCGGGAAAUACAGGACGUAUGAAUGGAAUAAUACGCAAUAUGAAAAGAGACAAAUGUAAAAUAGAUGGCUACAGUAACAAAUACCUGUAUGAAUUGAUAGACAUGAUGAAUAAGAUGAUAAAUGAUGCUGAGGGUCUAAAAGGGGAGGAAUACAAGGAAGUAUAUGAUCAAAUAGCAAUCAUUUGCAACGAGAUCAAAAAGAAGAUAUGCAUGUAUUUGAUCAAAAGGAUUAGGAUGUUAGAUCCUGCUAAUCUAAUUUUUCAUGAAAUAGAUAAAACAGUGGUAAUAAAGUAUAAUGAGCGCUUUAAAGAAUUGAAACGUAAUAAUAAGAGUAUAAGUUAUCAAAUAAAGAUUUUCGAUAAGAUGCUGAAUGAAAUGAAACCUGCUCAAUUGAAGAAGAUAAUGUAUACUGUUGUGAAAAGUGUAUGUAAAAAGCAUAUUAAUAAGGAUUACAGGUUGAGCAAAGAAGAAGGUGAGAAAAAUGUUGAAGAGGCUAUCAAAGCAUUGCCACAUCUUGGAGCGAUCAUAAACAAUUCUGGAAGCAAUGCAUUGAAUAGUGGGGUGGAGAAGAAUUAUAGUGUGAAGAAUGCAUUAGUGCUAUUGAUACUGUUUAUGCUGACAUUGACCUAUAAAGACAUGAUAGAUCAAGAGAUGAUGAAAGAUUUGAUAAAUCAAAAGAUGGAUGACAGCAGCAAGCCCAUAGCAGCGGUUGAAAUCAAUCAGCGAAAGAUGAUGAUUGAGAGUAGUGCGUGA